AGCCCCCCCCCGGCCUCCGCCGCCGGCCGCCGCCGCUGCCCCCGGUCCCGGUCCCCGGUUCCCGGAGCGGAAUCGCGUUGACUGCCCAGAGUCCGCGAGUCCCGCUCCGGUCCCGUCGCCUCAGGAACGUCUUUAACUCGGAAUGUCUCUGCAUCAGUUUUUAUUGGAGCCAAUCACCUGCCAUGCGUGGAACAGAGACCGUACUCAGAUCGCCAUUAGCCCUAAUAAUCAUGAAGUCCACAUCUACAAGAAGAACGGGAACCAGUGGGUAAAAGCUCACGAGCUAAAGGAGCACAAUGGGCACAUUACAGGUAUUGACUGGGCUCCCAAAAGCGAUCGCAUCGUAACUUGCGGUGCCGACCGUAACGCCUAUGUCUGGAGUCAGAAAGACGGCGUGUGGAAGCCAACACUUGUCAUCCUGAGAAUUAAUCGUGCAGCCACCUUUGUGAAAUGGUCUCCCUUGGAGAAUAAAUUUGCUGUAGGAAGUGGAGCUCGACUUAUAUCUGUGUGCUACUUUGAAUCUGAAAACGACUGGUGGGUGAGCAAGCACAUUAAAAAGCCCAUCCGUUCCACUGUCCUCAGCCUGGACUGGCACCCCAACAACGUUUUGCUGGCUGCUGGAUCCUGCGACUUCAAGUGCAGGGUGUUUUCUGCUUACAUCAAGGAAGUGGAUGAAAAACCAGCCAGUACACCAUGGGGCUCCAAAAUGCCUUUUGGGCAGCUGAUGUCCGAAUUUGGGGGCGCUGGAAGUGGCGGAUGGGUGCAUAGUGUCAGUUUUUCUGCCAGCGGUAACCGCCUAGCCUGGGUCAGUCAUGAUAGUACUGUGUCAGUUGCUGAUGCCUCAAAAAAUAUGAUGGUUUCGCAGUUGAAAACAGAGUUCCUCCCACUCCUGAGCGUGUCAUUUGUCUCUGAGAACAGCGUGGUGGCAGCUGGCCAUGAUUGCUGCCCGAUGCUUUUUAACUGUGAUGACCGUGGCUCGCUGACCUUCAUUUCGAAACUAGACAUUCCAAAACAGAGCAUCCAGCGCAAUAUUUCUGCUAUGGAACGCUUCCGGAAUAUGGAUAAAAGAGCCACUACAGAAGAUCGUAACACUACCCUGGAGACACUGCAUCAAAACAGUAUAACCCAAGUGUCUAUUUAUGAGAUCGACAAACGAGAUUGUCGUAAAUUCUGCACCACCGGCAUUGAUGGAGCAAUGACCAUCUGGGAUUUCAAGACCUUAGAGUCUUCUAUUCAAGGUCUACGAAUCAUGUAAAGAUGGAUUGCCGUGAUCUAGCAGGACAAACUGCUUGACAGAAUGCAGCUCCCACAUCUGCACAAACCCGAAAAGGGAGGAGAAAGGUGGAAUAUUUGGAAACACUGAGAAAAUACAGCUUGGCAGAUUUUCUUUUGAAUCUAAAUUUGGUGAAUUGUGUUGGUUUCAAAAUCAGCUGUGAUUGUUCUUUUUUAUUUUUUUCAGUUGGUUGUUUCAUUCCAUUCUUUACCAAAGCUGCUCCUUAAGUAGUUUAUUGCAGGAAGUUAUGAAUCACUAACUUAAAAGGGGAAUUUUAUGUAAAUUGUCUGCUAGAAAUAAUAAUAAUAAUAAAAAAAAGGAAAAACAGA
Messenger RNA from Oxyura jamaicensis (ruddy duck), 1602 nucleotides. It is a transcript of the gene ARPC1A, whose product is annotated as actin related protein 2/3 complex subunit 1A. Gene Ontology annotation, cellular component: actin cytoskeleton; Arp2/3 protein complex. Bases 143 to 1255 code for a protein of 370 amino acids. Gene Ontology annotation, molecular function: actin filament binding. The transcript has 10 exons. Gene Ontology annotation, biological process: Arp2/3 complex-mediated actin nucleation. The record is from RefSeq and is a predicted model, not a curated record. NCBI's taxonomy places the organism in Eukaryota, Metazoa, Chordata, Aves, Anseriformes, Anatidae.